This is a messenger RNA of Schistosoma curassoni, 1519 nucleotides long. The record is from the annotation of a GenBank genome assembly. NCBI's taxonomy places the organism in Eukaryota, Metazoa, Platyhelminthes, Trematoda, Strigeidida, Schistosomatidae.
UUUGCAGUAGCGCCUUUUCAAUUCUGCUCGUGAUUCGGUCUGGUUGUUGUCAAGCAUGUCUGGUGGUUAUCCAGUUUUAGAACUCUCGGCAGAGGACCUGCGCCUAAUGCUUGCAGCUCACGUUCAUGUGGGGGAGACUAAUAUGAAUUUCCAAAUGUCAACAUACGUCCAUGGGUGUACUAAAGAUAAUUAUCACAUUAUUAAGUUGGAUAAAACAUGGGAGAAAAUCCUUCUAUCAGCUCGUGCUAUUGCAGCAAUUGAUCAUCCGACUGAUGUUUACGCAGUCGGGUCCAGGCCGUUUACUCAGCGUGCUGUAUUAAAAUUUGCGAACUACACAGGAACAACAGCAAUGGCAGGCCGCUUCACACCUGGUACUUUCACCAACCAGAAACAAUCUUGUUUCCGAGAGCCCCGCCUGUUAAUUGUCAGUGAUCCAAUAAGCGAUCACCAAGCUGUAUAUGAAGCUAAUUCUGUAAAUGUCCCACUCAUUGCAUUCUGCAAUACUGACACCCCUAUUUCACGUGUUGAUAUCGUCAUUCCAUGUAAUAACAAGUCAACGCAUUCUAUUGCCGUUGUGUGGUGGCUUCUCGCUCGUGAAGUUCGGCGCAUCCGCGGUGAAGAUACAAGGUUGCAUCAAUGGAGUGUAUUACCUGACCUGUUUCUCUAUCGCGAUCCCAACGAGGAAGAGCAAAAUGCUGAGGAAGUUGAUGAUACUAGAUUGGAACCCGCUUUGCCAGGGGCCGAUAUCGAAGCUGCAGAAACGUGGGGAGUUGAGCCAACAAUGCCUGUCGGAUCAUUAGGCGAUAUGGGAAUAGCCGCUGCUGGAUACGGUCCUGUUGGUGGGACAGCAGGUGGUUGGAGUAAUUUAGAUGCCGAUCCAACAGAAACAUGGUAGUUGAGCAAUAUAACUUAUGGAAAAAUAACAUUGGCGCAAACUGAUUCUGUAAAUCAAUGGAGUGAUAACCUUCCAGGAUAAAGGUCAUUUAUAUUACUACAGCCAAUUAAUUGAUUCUCAUUCUUUACAAAUGCUUUUUAUUCCCACAUCUUUAUUUAAGUUGUUUAGGUCUUCGUAAAUUAGCUAAUGAGAGCUUUACGAUUUAACGAGUUUGAAUUAGCUUAUAAAUGAAGUGGUUAUCCUGUUUUUCUGGUUGUUGAUCUUAAGAAAAGCUCAAGGCAUUUAUCUCUGUUAUAAUCAUCAUUACAGUUGCUAGAUAUUCAAGGUGAUAGUAGUUUAUUUAAACAGGAUCUCAAGUAUGUACAAUAAUCACAGUAUUAAGAGGAUAUGUAAUCUCUUCGUAUGUUUAGAAGAGGUUGGUAGAUUCGUUUAUACCUCACUGAAGAUAAGAGACUCCUAGAAAUGCUACUACUAAAGUUCUGUUCGUACUCCAAAAAAGAUUUAAUUGAUCUAUAGGGAGUAUCUGCUUGUCUAUGAAUUUUAUAGUCCUAUUAUCCUGUCCCUCUACGAGUCAUAACAAACAUACAGAAAGGUUUUAGGUCAGGCUAUUGCUGCCAAUCUGAC